GAUUUACCUGAGAUGAAGAUGCUUCUCAUAUUGCUGGCUGUGGUGGCGGUAUGUCGAGGUGUACCUCAGAAGCCGAACCUGGACGCGAUACUUAACCGAAGAACCGACGUCUACAUAGCUGGUUUCUUUCCAUUUGGUAAAGGAGUAGAGAAUUCCAAUACUGGGCGCGGUGUGAUGCCGAGUGUGAAGCUAGCCCUGGAUCAUGUCAACGAACAUGACUCGGUGCUGAGGAACUACAGGCUUCACAUGUGGUGGAAUGACACGGAGUGUAACGCGGCAGUAGGUGUGAAGUCGUUUUUCGACAUGAUGCACAGCGGUCCUCACAAGCUGAUGCUGUUUGGAGCCGCUUGCACGCACGUCACUGAUCCCAUAGCGAAGGCUUCUAAGCACUGGCAUCUUACACAGCUUUCGUACGCCGACACCCACCCGAUGUUCACAAGAGAGGCUUUUCCAAAUUUCUUCCGCAUCGUGCCUUCAGAGAACGCAUUCAAUUUGCCCCGGAUCAGAUUACUGCAACACUUCAACUGGACCAGGGUUGGGACUAUUUAUCAGAACGAACCAAGAUAUGCUUUGGCUCACAAUCGACUACUGGCUGAUUUGGACACCCACGGAUUCCUGAUUGAAGAAACUCAGAGCUUCGCCACUGAAGUGAAAACCGCGUUGGCCAAGCUUAAAGAGAAAGACGUCAGAGUCAUUCUUGGAAACUUCAAUGAAACCUGGGCCCUGAAGAUAUUCUGUGAAGCCUACAAACUCGAGAUGUUUGGUCGAGCUUACUCCUGGCUCCUGCUGGGGACCUACAGUAACAGCUGGUGGACGCGACGGGCGCCUUGUUCCCGCCGGAACUUGACUGCCGCCCUUGACACGGCCAUUCUAACGGAUCUGCUGCCACUGUCUACCACCCAGGAGACCACCGUUUCUGGCAUUACGGCGAAAGACUAUCAAGUGGAGUAUGACAGGAGACGAGGAAUGGAAUACUCGAGAUUUCACGGCUACACCUACGAUGGUAUAUGGGCGAUGGCACUAGCGAUACAGACGGUGGCACAACGAGUAAAGCUGAGGAAUAAGGAGAAGACAGUGCAGGACUUCCGCUACAGAGACAAGGAGUGGGAGCAGUUGUUCCUGGAUGCGCUUAGUAAUGUGACAUUCGAAGGAGUCACCGGUCCAGUCCGGUUCUACGACAACGAACGCAAAGCCUCUAUCCUGUUGAAGCAGUUCCAAGGAGAUGAAGUAGGGGAAGUGAAGGUCGGGGAGUAUUGUGCUGAGAGAGAUCAUCUGGACCUGACUAGCUGGGAGUCAUUCAAAUGGCUGGGCAAGAAUCCUCCGAAAGAUCGAACGCUACGGCUCAUAGAGCACACACAAGUGAACAUCACUAUUUAUUCUAUCUUGGUCUCCUGCUCCGUGCUGGGUAUACUCCUAGCCACCGGCUUCCUCGCUAUGAACAUACAUUACAGGAAUCAGAGGUACAUAAAGAUGUCUUCACCGCAUUUGAACAAUCUCAUCAUCGUGGGCUGUAUGCUCACCUACCUGAGCGUGAUCUUCCUCGGCUUGGACUCCAGCCUCAGCAGCAUCGGUCUUUCUCAGGACACGCCGCGCGGAGCUGCCUUUCCCUACAUUUGCACCGCCAGGGCUUGGCUACUAAUGGCCGGUUUUAGUCUCGCUUUCGGAGCCAUGUUCUCAAAGACUUGGCGGGUCCACUCCAUCUUCACUGACGUCAAGCUAAAUAAGAAGGUCAUUAAAGAUUAUCAGCUCUUCAUGGUCGUGGGAGUGCUUCUCUGCAUCGACCUGGCAAUAAUGACGACUUGGCAGAUAUCUGAUCCUUUUUACAGAGCCACGAAACAGAUGGAUCCUUACCCUCACCCUUCGAGCGAGGACAUCGUGAUAGUUCAAGAGAACGAAUACUGUCAAUCAGAACGGAUGCCGAUCUUCAUUGGAGUCAUUUACGCUUACAAGGGCUUGCUGUUGGUAUUCGGAGCGUUCCUGGCGUGGGAGACCCGUCAUGUCUCUAUACCAGCUCUGAACGACUCCCAGCACAUCGGCUUAUCUGUUUACAACGUACUCAUCAUGUGUAUUAUGGGCGCAGCUAUUACUUUGGUGCUAGCUGACCACAAAGAUGCCUUGUUUGUAUUAAUUGGCAUCUUCAUCAUUUUUUGUACGACGGGAACUCUCUGUUUGGUGUUCGUACCGAAGUUGUUGGAGCUUCGCCGUAACGGUCAAGGCGGGGCGGGGGCGGGACGCAUCCGUGCCACACUGCGACCUGCCUCAGGGCACGAGUGCCGCUCGCCCGGACCCGAGCUGGAGAGGCGCCUCAAGGAGCUGAGACAGUACAACAACCGCUACAGGCGGACGUUGCAGGCCAAGGAGAAUGAGCUUCAGAUGCUACUCAGUAAGCUUGGCAGUGACGUCACUUCGGAAUCAUCUACGCGCGGGGACUCUCGGUCGCCAGCAACUCAGCGCAUAAAGCUGCCCAUACCGAAGGAGAAUAUUAGCCACCCUGAAACAAGCGACAUCACGUCUGUGUGCAGUCUGAGCGCCUCAGCUGGCGCGGAAACUGAAUACAUCAAUCUGCAGCCACAACAAUCUAUCGAGAAACCAAGGCCUUCAGCUCCUCCUGAGCCAAUCAAAGACCUAACACCCAAAGAGCCAAAGAAGGAGCAGACGAAAAAUGUGUCUUUCAAGAAUCAUCUGGAUUACACCAGUCCUCCGCCUACAUCCAAAGCUGUCCCGGAGAAAGAUCAGCUCGCGAAAUUGCCGUAUGGUUGGUCUUCUGAAGUUCGGGAACCAUUAGGUCCGGCAUUAAAAACAUCUAAAACUCCGGAGCCAGUUAAAUCUGAAGCUAAAACCGUACCGGCUCUGAAAAGCAGCGACACCCCGCCAGCGAUGUCUGUGCCAGCGAAAAUCCAGGAGCCGAUGUAUACCAAGGCAGCCACACCGAAGAUCAAUAAGACGCCAGAACUUCAAAAGAAAGCUGCUAUGCCUCAAGACACGGUGUCGACCAAAACAACUCCAUCUCGGGAACACAAGCCCGCUAGAGGACAUAGACGUAUGUCUAGCCUCAGCCAGAGUGCUCUCCUCACUGACCUCAUGCAUGUCUCCGUGGAUCAGGAUGAUACAGAGCCGCCCCCUGGUCUUGAAAGGAAGGUUAUAGGUCAAGAAAGAGACCCUCCGCCACCUCCAAUUGCGAAACCCAAGCAAGAACCGGAAGAUAUUCUGGACGUAGACCAUGAUUAUUCUUCAAUGGAAAGAAGGAAAUCUUGCCAAAGAAGAGACUCGGAGAAAAGAAAAAAAGAGAACUUCAUAGUAGUCCAGAGCGACCUGUGGGACACUAACACAUUUCAGUACACCUGCCAAAAAUCUCCUCCAGCCAGUCAUCAUCACACUCCGAUGCAGCGAAGUGUGUCGGAGAAGAGCAGACAGCAGCCUUCACCUCAUCACCAAAGGGAAGCGGAUAGAACUGUGGAGAGAAGAGCAUCAAAUGCUUCAAUUAAUUACGGUCCGGCAAGAGGAGGCACGCCAGAAGGUUAUCGAGAUGCGGAGACGCUGCGAAUGUCUGAUCGACAUGCCAAGCGUCGAGGAUCUGAAUUCCCGCAGCCGGUGAGCACUCCUCCACAGCAGUCGCAAACAAAACGAAGACAGUCGAUGGCACAGGUGAGAUCUUACGCGGAAGAGAGGCCAGAUAAAACGGAGAUCUCUCGAAGACACGAGGAGCCUAAAAAGAAACAAGAACCUGUCCAGGAAUCAGAAUGGAAGCCGGAGCCUGAUACUAUUAGAGUGUCGAAAACCCAGGAUUCUCCUGCGAAGAGGCUGAGGCAGGAGGCUGAACCGUUGAAGAGAGCGAAGGCUGUGGAGUCUCCUAGGUUAACCCAGGCCGGCAGUCAGCCUAGGCCAGAACAUUACAAGAGCAGCCCUAAUGUCGCGUCAAGGCAUAAAUCUGGGUCACCGAACAAACGCGAAGACAGAAAGUCGGCGUCGUACCGAAGCGAUUCAAAGCGUCAAGAUUCGGCGGAGCAACGGAAGAUGUACACCGCGAGCUCGGAGUCCGAACUGUUCGAAUGCGCCAUACUCCCUAUCUUCCACAAGCUAUUGACGGAAAGGCACAAAAGUCAACCGCACGGCUUGAACCUUAGUUACGGGGUCAGCUGUCCUAACAUAUCCAUUAAAUGUGACAUUGUUGAGUAUUUGUAGAUUGCGUGUGUCGCUACCACUAAUGGGUGUAAAGACUCAUGAGCACUCACUAUCUAAUUACGAGUCUUUGUUGCUCCAUUACUGCACGAUUUCUCGCCCACGAAAUUUGCAUUUAUGUGGAAUAAAAUGUUAUUCGAAGCAGCGGCGAAAAUUGCAAAUCGACUUUCACUUCACACGAAGGAAAUAAUUAUUUUAACCAUACAGGAUAAUACUUCCGAAAUUAGAAUGCCGAAAUUAGAAUUGAAGUCGUCGUGGCCUAAAGGAUAAGACGUCCGGUGCAUUCGUGUUGAGCGCGAUGCACCGAUGUUCGAA
Molecule: messenger RNA, 4494 nt
Organism: Bombyx mandarina (wild silkworm)
Lineage: Eukaryota; Metazoa; Arthropoda; Insecta; Lepidoptera; Bombycidae
Gene: GABA-B-R2
Product: gamma-aminobutyric acid type B receptor subunit 2
Biological process (GO): gamma-aminobutyric acid signaling pathway; G protein-coupled receptor signaling pathway
Cellular component (GO): membrane; G protein-coupled receptor heterodimeric complex
Molecular function (GO): G protein-coupled GABA receptor activity
Source: RefSeq, a predicted model, not a curated record